Molecule: messenger RNA, 2875 nt
Organism: Propithecus coquereli (Coquerel's sifaka)
Lineage: Eukaryota; Metazoa; Chordata; Mammalia; Primates; Indriidae
Gene: VAV1
Product: vav 1 guanine nucleotide exchange factor
Exons: 27
Coding region: 104-2617 (837 amino acids)
Biological process (GO): cell migration; intracellular signal transduction; regulation of GTPase activity
Cellular component (GO): cytoplasm
Molecular function (GO): protein binding; guanyl-nucleotide exchange factor activity
Source: RefSeq, a predicted model, not a curated record
AGGCAAAGAAGAGGAAGUGGUAGCACUAGCUGUCGCUCCACGGGCGGGCGGGUGGGCGGUGGAGGCCUCGAGGGUGCACGGCCCGCCCGGGCAGGCAGCAGCCAUGGAGCUGUGGCGCCAGUGUACCCACUGGCUGAUCCAGUGCCGCGUGCUGCCGCCCAGCCACCGUGUGACCUGGGAGGGGGCUCAGGUGUGUGAGCUGGCGCAGGCCCUUCGGGAUGGAGUCCUUCUGUGCCAGCUGCUCAACAACCUGCUGCCCCACGCCAUCAACCUUCGGGAGGUCAACCUGCGGCCCCAGAUGUCUCAGUUCCUGUGCCUCAAGAACAUUCGAACCUUCCUGUCUACCUGCUGUGAGAAGUUUGGCCUCAAGCGGAGCGAGCUCUUUGAGGCUUUCGACCUCUUCGAUGUGCAGGAUUUCGGGAAGGUCAUCUACACCCUGUCCGCUCUGUCCUGGACACCGAUUGCCCAAAACAAGGGGAUCAUGCCCUUCCCCACUGACGAGGACAAUGUGGGUGACGAGGACGUCUACAGCGGCCUGUCCGACCAGAUCGACGACACGGUGGAGGACGAUGAGGACCUGUACGACUGCGUGGAGAAUGAGGAGACCGAAGGCGACGAGAUCUACGAGGACCUCAUGCGCUCGGAGCCGGUGCCCAUGCCGCCCAAGAUGACAGAGUACGACAAGCGGUGCUGCUGCCUGCGGGAGAUCCAGCAGACGGAGGAGAAGUACACGGACACGCUGGGCUCCAUCCAGCAGCACUUUCUGAAGCCCCUUCAACGGUUCCUCAAACCCCAAGACAUUGAGAUUAUCUUUAUCAACAUUGAGGACCUGCUUCGUGUACAUACGCACUUCCUGAAGGAGAUGAAGGAGGCCCUGGCCACCCCUGGCGCAUCCACCCUCUACCAAGUCUUCAUCAAAUACAAGGAGAGGUUCCUCAUCUACGGCCGCUACUGCAGCCAGGUGGAGUCGGCCAGCAAGCACCUGGACCACGUUGCUGCAGCCCGGGAGGACGUGCAGAUGAAGCUGGAGGAAUGUUCUCAGCGAGCGAACAACGGGAGGUUCACCUUGCGGGAUCUGCUAAUGGUACCCAUGCAGCGGGUACUCAAGUACCACCUCCUUCUCCAGGAGCUGGUGAAACACACGCAGGACGCGAUGGAGAAGGAGAACCUGCGAUUGUCCCUGGAUGCCAUGAGGGACCUGGCACAGUGUGUGAACGAGGUCAAGAGAGACAACGAGACGUUGCGGCAGAUCACCAACUUCCAGCUGUCCAUUGAGAACCUGGACCAGUCCCUGGCUCACUACGGCCGGCCCAAGAUCGACGGGGAGCUCAAGAUCACCUCGGUGGAACGGCGCUCCAAGAUGGACAGGUACGCCUUCCUGCUCGACAAAGCUCUGCUCAUCUGUAAGCGCCGAGGGGACUCCUACGACCUCAAGGACUUUGUGAACCUGCACAGUUUCCAGGUUCGGGAUGACUCCUCCGGAGACAAAGACAACAAGAAGUGGAGCCACAUGUUUCUCCUGAUCGAGGACCAGGGUGCCCAGGGCUAUGAGCUGUUCUUCAAGACGCGAGAACUGAAGAAGAAGUGGAUGGAGCAGUUUGAGAUGGCCAUCUCCAACAUCUACCCUGAGAACGCUGCCGCCAACGGGCAUGACUUCCAGAUGUUCUCCUUCGAGGAGACCACGUCCUGCAAGGCUUGCCAGAUGCUGCUGAGAGGCACCUUCUACCAGGGCUACCGCUGUCACCGGUGCCGGGCACCUGCACACAAGGAGUGUCUGGGGAGGGUCCCUCCGUGUGGCCGACACGGACAAGAUUUCUCAGGAACCAUGAAGAAGGACAAACCACACCGCAGGGCUCAGGACAAAAAGAGGAAUGACCUGGGUCUACCCAAGAUGGAGGUGUUUCAGGAAUACUAUGGGCUUCCUCCACCCCCUGGUGCCUUUGGGCCUUUUCUUCGGCUCAACCCUGGAGACAUCGUGGAGCUCACCAAGGCAGAGGCUGAGCAGAACUGGUGGGAGGGCAGGAAUACGGCUACCAAUGAAGUUGGCUGGUUUCCCUGUAACAGGGUGAAGCCCUACGUCCAUGGCCCUCCACAGGAUCUAUCUGUUCAUCUCUGGUACGCUGGCCCCAUGGAGCGCGCAGGGGCAGAAAGCAUCCUUACCAACCGCUCGGACGGAACCUUCUUGGUGCGGCAGAGGGUGAAGGACGCUGCAGAAUUCGCCAUCAGCAUUAAGAAGAGGCUGAAACACGAUUGGAACCGAAGCAUCGCGGAUCCUGGCUCCCCUGCCUUUCCGUGUGAGCUGGUGGAGUUUUACCAGCAGAACUCCCUAAAGGAUUGCUUCAAGUCGCUGGACACCACCUUGCAGUUCCCCUUCAAGGAGCCUGAGAGGAGAGCCAUCAGCAAGCCACCAGCAGGAAGCACCAAAUAUUUUGGCACAGCCAAAGCCCGCUAUGACUUCUGUGCCCGGGACCGGUCGGAGCUGUCCCUCAAGGAGGGUGACAUCAUCAAGAUCCUCAACAAGAAGGGACAACAAGGCUGGUGGCGAGGGGAGAUCUAUGGCCGGGUUGGCUGGUUCCCUUCCAACUAUGUGGAAGAAGACUAUUCCGAAUACUGCUGAGCCUUGGUGCGCCAGCAGAGAGAGAUGAGAAACUCCAGGCUCCGAGCCCAGGGCGAGCAGGCAGCGGGGCCAGGGGCUGUGACAGGUCCCGGGCGGGUGGAGAGUUCGGGAUGGAUUGCAGGAGGCCAGCGUCCAGCUGGCAUUGCUCCUGGGAUGAUGCCCUGCCGUGGUUAAUUUAUAACACACUGAUUUCCUCUUGGGUCCCCUCAAGAAGGCAGGGCUCAAGUGGUUACUUGUAAUAAAACAGUGAAAAUGAAU